Abrus precatorius (Indian licorice) is the source of this 1395-nucleotide messenger RNA. RefSeq names its product serine carboxypeptidase-like 31. Gene Ontology annotation, molecular function: serine-type carboxypeptidase activity. Gene Ontology annotation, cellular component: vacuole. Gene Ontology annotation, biological process: proteolysis. Lineage: Eukaryota; Viridiplantae; Streptophyta; Magnoliopsida; Fabales; Fabaceae. The transcript is spliced from 10 exons. The record is from RefSeq and is a predicted model, not a curated record. The coding region runs from base 1 to 1395 and encodes 464 amino acids.
AUGGAUAAUAACAUCUACACUUUGGCUUUUAUACUUUUUCUAUUUUUGAAGGGUGGGGUGAUGAAAUUGAGCUCUGGGCAUAAUGGUGAUCUUGUGACUGACUUGCCUGAACAGCCUCGUGUAGAUUUUCAGCACUAUGCUGGAUACGUUACAGUCAACGAAACCAAUGGACGAGCUCUCUUUUACUGGUUCUACGAGGCCAUGACCAAUCCUCAAGAGAAGCCAUUGGUGCUGUGGCUCAAUGGAGGUCCUGGCUGCUCUUCUGUGGGAUAUGGAGCAACACAGGAGAUUGGCCCAUUUUUAGUGGACACUGAUGGCAAGGGACUUAAAUCUAACAACUUUUCAUGGAACCAAGAAGCCAACAUGUUGUUCCUGGAAUCUCCUGUUGGGGUUGGCUUUUCCUACUCAAAUACAACCAGUGAAUAUGCACUCCUGGGAGAUGACUUCACAGCUAAUGAUACUUACACUUUUCUGCACAAUUGGUUCCUCAAAUUUCCAUCAUAUAGAACAAGGACAUUUUACAUAGCUGGGGAGAGCUAUGCAGGAAAGUAUAUUCCAGAGCUGGCUGAACUCAUCCACGAUAGAAACAAGGACCCUUCCCUUCACAUUGAUCUCAAGGGCAUUUUGCUGGGCAACCCUGAAACAUCUGAUGCUGAGGAUUGGUUAGGUCUAGUUGAUUAUGCUUGGAGCCAUGCAGUGGUAUCUGAUGAAACUUACAAAACAAUCAGAAGUAGUUGUGACUUUAACAGCAGUGAUCCAUGGAGUAAUAAAAAUUGUAGCAAAGGAGUGGAUGAAGUACUCAAACAGUACAAUGAAAUUGAUAUCUACAGCCUCUACACCUCUGUCUGCUUUGCCAGCACAGCGCGUUCAAAUGAUCAAACCAUGCAAAUGGUCAUGAAGUACUCAUCUAAAAUGCUGCCUCGGAUCAUGGGUGGUUAUGACCCAUGUCUGGAUGACUAUGCUAAAACUUUUUAUAAUAGACCAGAUGUUCAGAAAGCCCUCCAUGCCAGUGACGGUCACAAUCUGAAGAAUUGGAGCAUUUGCAACCAACAAAUAUUCAAGGGCUGGAAACAAUCAAAACCUUCUGUUAUCCCAAUUUACAAGAAGCUUAUUUCAGCAGGACUUAGGAUUUGGGUUUACAGUGGAGACACCGAUGGUAGAGUGCCAGUGUUGUCUACAAGAUACAGCUUAAAUAUGCUAGGUUUGCCUAUUACUAAGCGAUGGAGGCCUUGGUACCAUGAAAAGGAGGUUAGUGGGUGGUAUCAAGAAUAUCAGGGACUUACGUUUGCGACAUUUCGAGGAGCUGGCCAUGCAGUGCCCUGUUUCAAACCAAGCAACUCACUGGCAUUGUUCUCUUCCUUUCUUCUCGGAGAAUCACCACCCUCCACAAAAUAA